Molecule: messenger RNA, 486 nt
Organism: Peronospora farinosa
Lineage: Eukaryota; Oomycota; Peronosporomycetes; Peronosporales; Peronosporaceae
Source: the annotation of a GenBank genome assembly
AUGUUUGCGCUCGCUCGUCUUGCACGUGCUGUACCUGCAUCAUCUUACCUCCCUCUAGCUCGUUAUGUAUCGUACAUUGCUCCACCACGUGUCCCAGUUGAUAAAAGCUACCGCUUUGGUCUGAAAUUAGACGAUUUGAAGCCGCAGGAUGAAAAAGAAGAAGCCGCGUUCGAGCAACUUAAGGCCGUCUUGAGUCUACGCAAUGCGUCACAACAUGAGCUGAAUAAAGCACAAGUUGCUAUAGCAAUUGAAACAUUUCAACGGUUUCCAGGUGAUACAGGCUCAAGUGAAGUACAAAUUGCAGUCCUUACGCAAAAGAUUUUACGCAGUACGACGCAUGCUCAGGGCCAUAAGAAGGAUCAUCAUUCACGCCGAGGAUUGAUUGCCAUGGUCGAGAAACGACGAAAACUACUGAAAUAUCUUCGUCGAAAGGAUUUGCACAAAUUUCGUGAUGUGGUAGCGGCGUUGGGUCUUCGAUUUACGUAA